This is a messenger RNA of Solea senegalensis (Senegalese sole), 2465 nucleotides long. RefSeq names its product cytosolic 5'-nucleotidase 1A-like. The transcript has 6 exons. NCBI's taxonomy places the organism in Eukaryota, Metazoa, Chordata, Actinopteri, Pleuronectiformes, Soleidae. Gene Ontology annotation, cellular component: cytoplasm; cytosol. Gene Ontology annotation, biological process: adenosine metabolic process; nucleotide metabolic process. The coding region runs from base 323 to 1408 and encodes 361 amino acids. Gene Ontology annotation, molecular function: 5'-nucleotidase activity; nucleotide binding; magnesium ion binding. The record is from RefSeq and is a predicted model, not a curated record.
AGAGAGAGGGAGAGACAGGCACAGAGGAGCUGAGCUGGAAAUAUAAAACAGGUGAUGGUUAAGAUAAACAGCUUGAAUAGAGUAUUUCUCUGAUGAACUGGCAUCUUACUACUGCUCUGCCUUUUUAAGAGCGUUAAGUGCCUCCACUGCUGCAGUCAGACCGACACUCAUCUCCUGAAUGCACCAAGACUGGACUCAGAAUUUUCACAAGAGUACGUAAAGGGACUUUGUGGGGAACUCCAGAGAGAGGAGGACAAAAGAAAAGGAAAGCCUUUUAGGACACAGGACACACUGGGACUCAGUGUGGUCCAGGCGAGGUAAGAUGAAUCUGAGCAACAGUCAGAAUCUGACUGUCAGUGGACAGGAUUUGACCAGAAAUGGCAGCAGCAGCAGCAGUAAUAAUCUUACCCCCACCAGGAAACCUAAACCACCCAAGCCGGAGAAUGCCAUCACCAUCGCUGUGUCAGCUCGAGUCCUCUUCAACAUGGAGAGGGAGCAGCAGAUCUAUGUACAGCAGGGCAUGGAGGAUUACAUCAAGUAUCAAGUGGAGCAUGAAACGGAGCCUUUCAGACCCGGACCUGCCUUCUCCUUUGUCAAGGCACUAGAAGCUGUGAACACUCAACUGAGGGAGCUUUACCCCGAGGACGAGGAGCUGUUUGACGUUGUGCUCAUGACCAAUAACCACGCAUACGUCGGCCUCAGACUCAUCAAUACCAUCAAUCAUCAUCAGCUGUUUAUUGAGCGCUUCUGUAUGACAGGCGGGAACAGUCCUAUAGGCUACUUGAAGGCCUACCACGCUAACCUGUACCUGUCUGCUGACUCGGGCAAAGUUCGAGAAGCUUUGGAAGAAGGGAUAGCAGCAGCCACCAUGUUCACCCCAGAGAAGAUGACGGAGGUGUCGGAGACGCAGCUGCGCGUCGCUUUCGAUGGUGACGCCGUCCUCUUCUCCGAUGAGUCCGAGCGCAUCUACAAGGCCCACGGCCUGGACAAGUUCUUUGAGCACGAGAAGACCCAUGAGAACAAGCCUCUGGAUCAUGGGCCUCUGAAGGGCUUCCUGGAGGCGCUCGGUAAACUGCAGAAAAAAUUUUAUGGCAAAGGCCAGCGCAUGGACUGCCCCAUACGGACCUACCUGGUGACGGCUCGCAGUGCAGCCAGUUCUGGCACCAGGGCCCUAAAAACUCUGCGCUCAUGGGGUCUGGAGAUCGACGAGGCUCUCUUCCUGGCGGGCGCACCCAAGGGCCCCAUGCUGGAGAAGAUCCGGCCGCAUAUUUUCUUCGAUGACCAGAUGUUCCAUGUGGAAGGGGCCGCAGAGAUGGGGACAGUGGCAUGUCACGUGCCCUAUGGAAUCGCUCAGAGAGUAACCAAGAGAGGAACCGUGGACAAACAGACCUUUUCAGCACCCAAGUGACCUGAGCACCAGACAGAAGACUGAAGGGACGUCAGUCUUUUCAUUUCAUCCCCAAACUAAAAACCCCUUGCUUAGAAAGCAACGGAGGGGGUUGCCAUUCUAGCAUAUCAUUAUUUAUUCACUAACAGAAUCAUAGAUAAUACUUUAUAUACUUUAUAAAAUGCAUAAAUUAGUCAUAACCCUUAAAUGUAAUAAUUUUUAGGGUUACCAAUUUAUUUAAAAUCAGCCAAAGGGAUUAAUCAAACAAUAACAAUUUGUGCCAGUAGUUACAAAUACAAACCCUUUACCCUUUAAAGAUUGCCCUUCAUGAAAUUGGUACUCGUUUUGCACCAAUUUGCCCGUUUGUCUUGAAAAUGUAUUCUAUUUGUAGUCGAAACCUUACCUCAUUCCAGCAGUAUCCUGUAUCCUUGUCUGCACUGGAGUACGUUUAUGCAUGCAAAGUCAUGUAAUCCUCUGAAAACUAACUAAGCCAGUAACUACCACAAAUUAGCUCACUUUGGGGAAACACUGAGGAGGAAAGAAGGAUAAUGAUAAACUGGAUGUUGUUGGAGUUUUUCGGCUCAGGAAGAUGCCAGUACAGUAAUGCAACUUGAACAUGAGCCAAACUGCUGUGGAAGAAGAAGAAGAAGAAGCUGUGCUCCGGAGCUGCACUUGCAUUUGGAUUUAUAGUUUUACCACUUUUACUGCUUGUGUUUUAAAACUGGUGCCUUUUUCUCAUUGAGACUUUUCUUGUCUGGCUGGUGUAUUGUUGUUGUCUUACAUGUGGCUUUUGGAUCAGUACAUAUGAAUGUAUUUAAAAGAUAGCAAAUUUAAAGAACAUAUACUUUAUAUUAAUUUAAUAAUUUGUCUCGUGUAUCAUAUUUAAUAUUUAUCGUCAUCUGACAUAUGCAAUGUCCUUCCAGCUCAGCUAUUGUCCCUCAAGUGCCCAAGGUUCAGUCUGUCCCUACUUGUUGCCUGCAUGUCUGUCUUAUUGCUGUUGUUGUUGCACGAGUGUGAAGCAACCUGUAAUGUGUCUGGGAGAACCUGUGGAAACAAACCUUUGUGUUACAAGAAUAAA